AUGCAUACAACAAAAUUAGUCGAAACAAUCACAUAUUAUUCAGAUUAUAUUGUUAUAAAAGCAAUAACAAACACAACUAACAAAUUAAUGAAAUAUAAAAUUCAAAAAGAUUCAACCGAAGAAAAAGCACAUAAAUUAGUGUAUACAAUACUGUUAGAUGAAUUAACUGUGAUUCAACAUAAAUGGAAUUCACCCAACAAUGUUGUGAACCGUUUACAACAGGAAAAAAUUCGUUUAAAACAACUUUUUAUCGACACGUCAAACGGUGUUGUUGGUACAAAUUUAUUGACUAAUGAAACAAAUUUAAUUCUAAAUCAACAUUUAAAGGAUGGUUUUAUAAAAACAUUUACUUCAGAUAUCAUUUUAUCAUUACAAACUAAAAAAUUUGUUCAUGAUUAUAAAGUUUUACAAGCAUAUAUUGAUUUAGAUCUAAUUGAUUUAAUUGAACGAAAGAACAUUAAUCAAUUAAUUAAAAAUUUAAAAAACUCACAUAUUCAUUAUAUUACUGAUGAAUUUGGAACCGUGAUUGAAUCAAUACGUGCUCAAAUGGUCCAUCGGCAUCAAAAUGAUAUUAUUAAACUACAUUGUGGAGAGCCCUGCCCAAUAUGUAAAGUAUCUUGCCAUUUAGAAGCUGACCAUAAUUCCUAUGAAAUAGAUUUACUGAAGUUAAAUGGUCAAGCAAUUGUUGGUCGAGUUAUACAGAUAUUAUUAGCAGCUAGGAAAAAUACAACAAAUGAUCUCUCUAAGAAAUUACACGAUUCUUAUCAUCAACCACGUGGUCUCAUUGGAUGUUCUUGGAUAAAACAUCGUUAUUUAUUAAAUCAAUUGGUCGCUUCUGAUUGUGCAACGUCUGCACUUUUCACUCAUCGUUUUAAAUAUAAGGGUGAGCAUUAUCCUUUUAAAAAGUAUUGCAAAAUAUUUCCAGAAUGGCAAUUACCAACCUUAACUUCAAAAGAUACUUUAAAAUUAAGAGAAUACAUAUUCUACAAGUAUCAACUGGAAUUAUCAAAUGAAUAUUCAAAACUGAAAUGUACAGAAAUGCCAGGUCGGUAUAAACAUCAUACAUUAAUAACAAUUAAAAACCACUUACAACAAGUGACAAAUGAAACUUCAAUUGAUUAA
This is a messenger RNA of Didymodactylos carnosus, 1122 nucleotides long. NCBI's taxonomy places the organism in Eukaryota, Metazoa, Rotifera, Eurotatoria, Philodinida, Philodinidae. The record is from the annotation of a GenBank genome assembly.